This is a messenger RNA of Cololabis saira (Pacific saury), 2312 nucleotides long. RefSeq names its product fat storage-inducing transmembrane protein 1. Gene Ontology annotation, cellular component: endoplasmic reticulum membrane. The record is from RefSeq and is a predicted model, not a curated record. The transcript is spliced from 2 exons. The coding region runs from base 940 to 1896 and encodes 318 amino acids. Gene Ontology annotation, biological process: lipid droplet organization; lipid storage; phospholipid biosynthetic process. Lineage: Eukaryota; Metazoa; Chordata; Actinopteri; Beloniformes; Belonidae.
GAGCAGACAAUUGGCUUCCAUAGUAACUACAGCAAAGUGGCCUGAAGGGCAUUGUGACAGCAGAGCAGUAAGAGCUCUAAAAUUAGACUGAGAUUCUUUGGCGCGCCUGGUUUCAUUUACACCUAGUAUUCUACUUCAUACACAUUUGAUGCUUAUAAAAAGCCCCGGCGUUGCUUUCUGAGACGCUGAAAUGUAUUAAUUUAUCAGAACUGGAACAUUCCUGUUGUGGUGGAAGCAGAACCGGAUGCAGGUUUUACUGGCUAUGAAUCCCUAUGGAAAGACUAAAUUUAGUCAGUUUGGCUCUGCAGAUUAGAGAAGGUCAAAAAUGCUCCGGCCUGGAAAUAAAAAAAGACUGAAAGAGCUGUGAGAAACGCAGCUGUUUGUGGCGCCGAACUAUGACUGGCAACAGUAGAUGACUUAAUUUAGUUUUGGCUCCAACAGCAAUUUUUAAGAGUAGAGAGACUGAAGAAGAAGAAGCAGCCAAGCGAUCCAUUUUAUGUAAGAACAAUCUUCUUUAUGGGAAAGGACAUUUUUCUUCACAUGCAAAUGUCAGUGGAACUACAUUGCGUCACCUCAUUGUUCUUGGUUAUGUUGAUUUGAGAGUUUGACUUGAAGCCAAGUCAUUCCAGUGUCAUAACCUGCUAAUUCUCAUGGAAGACAUUCAUUGGCGUUGGAUUGAUGAGUAGAAACUAAUGGGACCAUUUACAACAGGCAGGCAUUACCACGUCUCCCGUUUCAGACUGGGUUCUGAACGGGGAGGGGUUCUGGAGGGCAAAGGGGACAGAGUGGUUGUAUUUUUAUAACCCAUGUGCUCUUUUGCAUGCCUGACGGUGAGGAAGUGGGGCUGGUGGGUCUUAUCAGGAACAAAACACCAGGGCAGAGACGCCAACGGGAUUUCAACUUGACCCGUAACUCCAGAAGACGGAUAAGUGGAUCCACAUGGAUCCGAAGACUGGACACUCCUCAAACGGCCCGCUAUCAGGAAUGAACGUGGAGAAGCUGCAGAAGAUAGCUGCAGCGGCGGUGACCUCUGGGAGAUUCGUCCUCAGGCCGCUGAACGCCGCUCUGGAGUUUGUGACCAACCUGCUGGCCUGGGUUUUAGGAAGCAGCCUGGCCCGGAGACACUUCCACCUCAUGCUGUCCGGUCUGGUUCUGUUUGGACCUGUGCUGAGUUUCUGGGUUUCCAAGUACAGCAUCUUUGCAAACGGCAACAAUUUCCUGUACAGGAAGUUUCUCAGGUCCACUUGGGGCUGGACUUGCCUCCUCACGGGCUCCUUCGUCAUCCUCCUCUCCUUCUCGGCGCGUCGCUCCGUCCCCCUGUCCCUCCGCCACCUGUCCCGGAUAGGGGUGGGAGCCGUGCUGUGGUGGGCGUGCCAGCGCCUGCUGACCCUCCUGGAGGACGCGUCGGGGACCUGCUACGAGCCCGUGGCGUCGUCCCCGGACCCCCAGGCCGCCGGCUCCCCCGCCCAACCGCUGCUGCUCCUGCAUGAAGACCAGACCAAGGCCUCCUGCCUCCGAGCCCACAUGCAGUGGAGAGGCUACGAGGUCUCCCAGGACACGCUCAUUCUCUGCCUGUGCUGCCUGCUACUUGCAGAGGAAAUGUCGGUGUUUGCCCGCCACCUCGCCCAAGAAAAGGGCCUGAGGAGGACGGCCGGUGCCCCGCUGAGAGUCCUAUUCCUCCUCUGUGUGGUUCUGCUCGCCGUGUGGAUGGUGUUGCUUCUGUGUUUGCUCGCAUACUUCCCCAAAUGGCCUUCCCAGCAGCUGGGGGGUGCGCUGGGCUACCUGGGUUGGAGGGGGCUCUACCAGGGCUGGUACCGGCUGAGAGUGAGCCAGUGGUCGCCCGGUCUACCGGGAGAGGGGCUUUUCACCACAGACGCCGUCAACCAGUAUCAGUAGCCUGGGCCACUUCGUGAAAACAUUUUCAAAAGUAAAACAGCAGCAGACUUACAGGAAUCAUGUUGCUUUAUUUGUAAUCUGAACCAAAAUGCAAGCACAGAAAGAAAAACAUUUUUUUUUUUUCCCUCAGAGCAGGUAACUGUUUCUCGUGGGAGUGAGUGUCAUACUACACUAGAUGUAGCCUGUCAGCGAGCCCCGGCUCCGGUCUCAGUAGAUGAGAGCUUUCCCGUCUCCUCUGGGCUUCUUAAUCUUGUCGUAGUUCUUGUUAAUGAUGUCGAACAGCACGGCCUGCAGAUGGAAACGCACCCCGUGAGUGGGACACACAGGCAGACAGCAGCAGGAAUACAAAAUAUGGAGGACAAGAGCAACGUGCAGGUAUUCGGCUCUUAUUAUGACCAAUAUCCCUUUUAGUCACA